AAUUAUUCAACAUACAGAAAAACAAAGUUGCAUUACCACAAAAUCAAGAAGAUAAUACCAAACAAAAAAAAAAAUCUCUCUCCUUCUCUUUGUCAAUAGAGAAGAAGAAAAAAAAUGAUGGAUUCUUUAGCUAAAUGCUUUAACGGACUUCAAGAAAGGUACGAGAACAUUCUGGAAGCAAAACCCAUCUACAGAGACGACUUAGACAUAACGUUGCCUCUGAACGGACCAGAGGUACCAACCAAAAAGCCUCGUUGCUUGCAGAGAGCCAAGAGGAUUGACAAAUCCCUGAGGUUCGAAGAGGAAGGGGAAGAGGAAGGGGAAGAGGAAGAGAUCAUGGCAAAGCCUCUGGCUAAGAAAGAAGGUGUCAAGCCACGUAAAGUUGUGAGGUUUCAGCUAGAGAAUAAUAAGAUAUUCGAGCCGGAGAGGCCGGUGAGGUUCGAUCUUGAUCAAGAACUCGAACCAGAGGAGAAGCCGCUGGAGGAGAAGCCGCUGGAGGAGAAAGAGGGUUUGAGUAUAGUUAAAGGGAAGGAAGAGGUUGUGAGGGUUAAGAUCAAGAUGACCAAGCAGGAAGCUCAAAUGCUAUUGGCGAAAUGCAAAAACGACAGCGUUUUGGAUUUCGAGCAUGUUGUGGACCAGAUCGCACACGUCCCGGUUCAUCAGCUUCAAGUCGCUGUGGUUGUGGUUGCUAGUAAUAAUGAGCGACAGGGAAAUGGUUGCUGGGAUAAUUUGUAGUUAAUUUCCGGUUAUUUAUCGAAAAUUUUGUAGUUUUAGCUUACGCAUGCAUCUGUAUAUACUGUAUGUGUUCACAUAUCAAUAGAAGCAACAGGGCUCUGGAAUAUUUU
Molecule: messenger RNA, 845 nt
Organism: Eutrema salsugineum
Lineage: Eukaryota; Viridiplantae; Streptophyta; Magnoliopsida; Brassicales; Brassicaceae
Exons: 1
Coding region: 115-735 (206 amino acids)
Source: RefSeq, a predicted model, not a curated record